AUGACCUCAAUCUUGCCCCCUUUUCCUAAAUUUAUCUUCACUGUUUUUGAGCCUGUUUCACUUGUGGCUGGUUUCAUAGGCGCAAUAAUCUCCCCAGAGUGGUUUAUUGAGGAACAGAUUGCGUUUUCACCCCGUGGAGCUGUCAGUGAUAAUGCGCGGCUUGUUGCCCUACAAUUGGGCAAUAUAUAUCUGCUGUUAGCCAUGAUAGGAAUCGCCGUCCUUUACAGUACACGAGAGGCAAAGGUUGUUAGGAAUUAUCUCAUUGCUUUGUGGCUGGCUGAUGUUGGCCAUCUUGCUGUUACCUAUCAUAUUUUGGGGUGGGAAAGGGUCGUGGAUUUUGCGCAAUGGAAUUCAAUGACUUUUGGAAACAUAGGAGCAACGCUAUUCUUGUUCUUAACACGGUCAGCAUAUCUCCUUGGCGGGUUCGGUCCAGACAGGAAGAGUGCCAUGAAGCUUGCUUAA
This is a messenger RNA of Sclerotinia borealis F-4128, 462 nucleotides long. The record is from the annotation of a GenBank genome assembly. NCBI's taxonomy places the organism in Eukaryota, Fungi, Ascomycota, Leotiomycetes, Helotiales, Sclerotiniaceae.